Venturia canescens is the source of this 3413-nucleotide messenger RNA. RefSeq lists its product as uncharacterized. The record is from RefSeq and is a predicted model, not a curated record. The coding region runs from base 1008 to 3044 and encodes 678 amino acids. The transcript has 3 exons. Lineage: Eukaryota; Metazoa; Arthropoda; Insecta; Hymenoptera; Ichneumonidae.
UUUUUUUGACCCAGAUCAAGUAUGUUUUUUGUGUUUUUCGAGGCCCUGAAUUCAAAUCCAGAGUACGUUUGUUUCGUACACCUUUUGAACUUUAGGUAAGUUGCAAAAACCACUGAAAAUGCGUGAAAAUUGGGGAAAAUCGCAGUUGUCGAUAUGAGAAAUUUUUUUUUUCAGUUCAAUCGCAUGCAGGGUUUUCGAUGUAUCUUAACUCACUGAAUUCGAAUUCGGAGUCGAAUUAUCUUGAUCGUGUAUACGAGAGUGAGACGCAGUAGCGGGACAGAGAUGUCAUGAGAAUAAAAGAACUUCAUUGAUCUUGCAUCAUUCUUUUUUAGUAACACACUCUUUUUCUUCAAAUUACUUAUGCAACAGAUUUUUCUAUUUUCUUCUAUUUUUUUUCAUUUCAUAUCUGUUUUGCUCCAUCAAUUCACCGGUGUAAGAUUUAUGAAGUUCUUUUCUCGCCUCAGUUGUAUCGUUAUUGCGCCUCACUUUCGUAUAUACAUGACCAGGAUUAGCUGAACUACUCGGAUCAUAUGCGUCACCAUCAAUAGAAAACCACUAGCGGCGAUUCUAGAUUUUAUCAAUUGUUGUAAUCUUAAAAUAGUUAUCGCGCAUCGAGGGAUGUCAUCGUCGAGCUAGUUAUCGUAUUGAGUAUCGCAACUGAUAGAUUGCAUAUGUAUUUUUUACACAGUUAGAGAUACAUUUAUACAAUUAGAGAUAAAAACGUUUAUCUUUUCAAUACUUCCGGCUAAGCAAGAAACGCAAAAAAAGCUUUCGAUACUCUGAAAGAGCAGUUUGCGAACUCCGUACUGGAAACGCUUCAGUUCCAAUAAAUUGCUCACUCUCGAUUAGAACCGAAGACAAACGCGAUCAUACAAAAUCCUAAUUUGUACCUGUCGAAAGAGAAAAAUCAUAAAGAAAAACAAUUGGACAAAUCCUGAGAUUUUCUAGAUAUACUUUUUGCAUAUUAUCAGAGCAAGAGAGAGACAACAUUCCGGUCAAAAUAAAACAUGGAGAUCCCGUGUGAAGAUAGAAGAGAGAACUCCAUAAAUCUCCCGCAGAAGGAAUGUACUCCGCUCAUUCCUCCCGCAGAGGAAAUGCCGACGGGCGAAGCUUCUGGAACAGCUCCACCAAAAAAUUCCAAGGAGGAUGAGAUCAAAUCAAAUUCCAAAAUGGACGAGGACGAGGCACCAUCGUCAAAAAAGAAAAAGAAAGAGCCGAAGUUCCAGCAGUCAUGGCUGAAGAACCCGCAGCUCACAGAAUGGUUGAAAGAAAACCCGGAUACUGGAAAAAGCAAAUGCACAUACUGCAAAGUAGAGCUGUCUAACGACUUAACCAAUUUAAAACAACAUGCCAAUAGAGAGAAGCACAAAAAACUAGCAAGACAAAAUCUUACCAUCAAUGACAUCCUCCAUGCGGCGAGCUCCAGCAAGUACGAUUCGAAACGAAUUUCGCCGUGCGGAUCUCCGCAAAAAUCCGAUCUACAUAAUUUGAAGAAGGAGACUGAAAAAUAUGACUCAAUAAAAAAAAUAUUAUUUUCGCACUUCCAAAAGGAUCUGCAGCUCGACAUCCAGGAUGGAAAGUUCAGUCUGCUAUUGGAUGUAUCGAACGAUUUACCGAUCACGAAGCUGCUCGGUAUGGGCAUAGUUUAUUACAGCACUCAGCACAAAAAAAUCGUCUCGACUUUUUUCGCUUUGAGGAAACUCGAAGCGCACAAUGCAAAAAGCAUCGUUGGAGCGAUUAAAAAAUCCAUAGAAGAGUCGGACUUGAAAUUGGAGCAGCUGAUGGCCAUCGGCAUCGACAACUCCGAGUCUAUGGCUCCAUUGAAUAAGGAUGUUUACGGCAGACUCAAAUCCAGUCUCAAAUCGGUAUCCAGUUUGAUCUUUAUCAAGUAUACUUGCCGCUCACUGGAGCACGCUCUCUCAAGUGCCAUAAGCGAAAGCCUCCCCCGAUGUUUAGAAUUUUGCAUCUACCAAACGUACAAUUGGUUCUCCAAACCAGGCUUGGGGAUGAAAUAUUCGGAAGAGUACGCAGCUAUCGAUUGCGAUGAGGAACCCUUCAAAAUAUUGGAGUUUUCGAACAUCAAAUGGUUGUCCAACGAAUCUGCCCUCACACAGAUAUUAAACAAUUGGUCUACCCUAGAAAAGCACUUCGAAUCGGCGCGAAAUAACGAGAGAUGCUAUCUAGCAGAACAGUUGUAUAGGGUUUUCAAUGAUGAAAGUAACAAACUAUAUUUCCAUGCUCUCAAACACAUUUUAUCGAAAAUCAAAAAAGUUGAUGAAUCAUUUCGUAGUGAAAAUAACGAUCGCGUCAAAAUUUUUGGUGACCUCAUGACCUUGAGCAAAGAAAUUGCACCAAAACGUACUACACUCCAUGGCGGGGAAGACUCGUCAACACAUUCAGCCGACGAUACGGAAAUCGGGCUGGGUGAUGAAUUCGAACAACAAGCUGACCGCUUUCGGAAAGAUAAAAAGAAUUAUUCCCUAUCCGACAUUCGAAAUAGGUGCCAUAAUUUUCUGGAAAAUUUGUCCAAACGACUCGUGCGGCGGUUGCCUAGAGAUACCCUAAUUUUUAAACAAAUGGAAUUGUUGUCGGUGGACAAUGUUUUGAAAACUGAGGAAAAACUGCUAAAGCCGUUGAUAUCAUAUUGUGGCCACGCUAAAAACAACGCCGCAAUCGAAUCUCAAUUGAAGAAAAUUCAUUUGAAUAAGGAUUAUUGGACGAACAAAACUGACACUGUCGCCUUCUGGCAUGAAGUAAACAUGCACAGAGAUGAUGAAUCCGGCAAAAAUCCGUACCAAGAGCUCGCGGACUUGGCGCUUUCGGUCCUCGUACUGCCACACCCUGACGCCCAGACUGACCGAUUAUUGCAUCGACUCAAUAUCAUGAAAAAAACAUGGCUCGAUGAAGACUCUGUGAAGAUGAUCAAUAUGGAACUAACUAUCGAUUUUGGGUUGGAGAGAAACGGAAAAUGUGUUCACGAUUAUGAUUUACCCAGCGAAAUUUUAGCAGACAUUCACAUGACACAAAAACACCUAAAAGAUUAAAAUAAUUAACCACGUCGAGAAACGGAUACGAAUAAUUAUUGGACUUUGACAACGAGCACGAUCUUCAAAAGUAUUUCUUCAUCGUUAAUUUUUAGUCGUUGUAUCAGAAUAUUGUUUGAAACGUUUAUUUGAUCAAGAGACUCGAUAAAGUCUCUGAUAAAGUACAAUGACAGUUGUGUCGUUUGCUGGCCCGAGGCUCGCCGACACUACUUUCUCUGAAUAAAAUCAUUUGCGGUGGUGGGGCUUAAAUAUAUGCAACAUUUUUAUUUAUGAAAGAUAUUCCCAAAUGAUUAAAAGUUUCAAUCCUGUCUAUUUUUCUCAGCUGUACACGACCGGAUGUUGAUAAAUAAAAACAGUUAUGCAAUACAC